AUGGUUUCCACAACAUCAAAUGUGGUUCACAUUAACUUGGGGGCUGGUUAUUUAAAACGAGCCGAUACAGACAAACUUCACGAGAUAUUCCUGAAGUAUGCGACUAUAGAGAAGAAUGGCGAGAAAUAUAUUACCAGCGAGGAUUUCGUCAGGAAAUUCCUGGGACUAUUCGAUGAAGAUGACUACAACAAGGAAUCGGUGCAGCUUAUCGCUGGAAUCGUCGACAUGGACAAGGAUGGGUUCAUCUCGUUCGCAGAAUUCCAGGCCUUCGAAGGGCUGCUCUGCGUUCCAGAUGCGUUAUACAAGACCGCCUUCCAGCUGUUCGAUACUAACGGCAAUGGACUCGUAGCUUUUGACGAAUUCGCCGAAGUCAUGCGAAAGACGGCACUACACAAAAAACUACCGUUCAACAUGGAAAGCACGUUCGUACGCCUUUAUUUCGGAAAGGACAAGAAGCGUCUAGUAACUUAUCCGGAGUUCAGUCAAUUCUUGCACGAUUUCCACGAGGAGUAUGGUGUAGAGGCGUUUAAGAAAUGCGACAAGGACGGUAGUGGGUUCAUAACCGUUAGUGACUUCAGAGAUAUAAUGGUCAGCGUCAAAAACCACCUUCUCACCAAGGAUAUGAAGAACAAAGUCAUCAUGGCAUCUGGUUUUCCUCAAGGGGAGCGUAAAAUCAGUUUCCCAUACUACAUGGCGUUUAAUUCCUUACUGAAUAACAUGGAAUUGAUCAAACGUGUGUAUCUGAAUGCUACUAAUGGACAUAGGACACAAGAGGUCACUAAGGAAGAGUUCUUGCAUUCAGCGCAAAUGAUGAGCCAAAUAACGCCCUUGGAAGUAGACAUAUUGUUCACGCUCUGCGACAUGAUACAUCAUACUAACGGUCGUAUCGUAUACAACGAUCUGAACGCUAUAACACCGGAGCAGUACUUCAAGCAAGUCACACGAAGAAUCGCUGAAAUAAAAGCCGUCUCGGAUGAGGUAAAUAUAAGUGAGCCAUUUCGAUUUGUAAACUUUUUGGAAAAACUUUUGAGUCCUGAAGAGAGAAGUAUUUUAAUACAAAUCCUUGAAAGCACCUACAGGUUCACCCUUGGUUCUAUUGCUGGUGCUGUUGGAGCAUCAGCAGUUUAUCCCAUAGAUUUGGUGAAAACUCGUAUGCAGAACCAACGUACGGGUUCCUUUAUAGGGGAGGUCGCUUAUAGGAACUCAUGGGAUUGUUUCAAGAAGGUCAUCAGACAUGAAGGCAUUUUUGGACUCUACAGAGGUCUGGUCCCACAACUCAUUGGUGUUGCUCCUGAAAAAGCUAUCAAACUAACGAUGAACGAUUUGGUCCGCGACAAGUUUAUGGACAAAAAGGGUAAUAUAUCUAUAUAUGCAGAAAUUCUCGCUGGAGCCUGUGCGGGUGGUUCCCAAGUAGUGUUUACAAAUCCUUUAGAAAUUGUGAAGAUUCGUCUUCAAGUAGCUGGUGAGAUCGCUGGCGGUAGUAAAGUUAAGGCUUGGUCGGUUGUUAAAGACUUGGGGCUGUUUGGUCUCUACAAGGGAGCAAAGGCCUGCCUUCUAAGAGAUGUGCCGUUCAGUGCCAUAUACUUCCCGGCUUAUGCUCAUGUUAAGGCUAAAUUUGCUGACGAGAACGGCUACAAUCAUCCAUUGACAUUGUUAGCUGCGGGCGCCAUCGCUGGCGUGCCGGCCGCCUCGCUAGUUACACCCGCUGACGUCAUCAAAACUAGGCUUCAGGUGGUAGCUCGUUCAGGACAAACAACAUACAACGGUGUUAUAGACGCUACGAGGAAGAUUUACGCUGAGGAAGGGGCGCGGGCUUUCUGGAAGGGAGCUGUUGCCCGUGUGUUCCGCUCCUCUCCUCAAUUCGCGGUGACGUUAGUAACGUAUGAGAUCUUACAACGUCUCUUCUAUGUAGACUUCGGUGGAUCCCGCCCGGCGGGUUCAGAACAAACUAUAUCUACCAGCGUAGAAGAGGCACCUCGCAGGCCGCAACAUAUAGGAGGGUAUCAAGUAGCGGCUCCAGUAUUAACUGGCUUGGAAACUAAGUUCGGGAUAUCACUACCACGCUUCUCAUUCGCUAAGACUAACUAA
Danaus chrysippus (African queen) is the source of this 2088-nucleotide messenger RNA. NCBI's taxonomy places the organism in Eukaryota, Metazoa, Arthropoda, Insecta, Lepidoptera, Nymphalidae. The record is from the annotation of a GenBank genome assembly.